This is a messenger RNA of Plectropomus leopardus (leopard coralgrouper), 3046 nucleotides long. The record is from RefSeq and is a predicted model, not a curated record. Lineage: Eukaryota; Metazoa; Chordata; Actinopteri; Perciformes; Serranidae.
CGUGUGCCGUAGACCAGCGCGGAGAUCUGACUUUCUUCUUAUCAAUGAGAUCUGUGGAGAGGCUCUACCGCCCGCUGGUAACGCAGAAAAACACAAGAUGAAGAAGCAGUUCAACCGAAUGAGACAGCUCGCCAACCAAACAGUGGGCAGGGCUGAAAAAACAGAAGUAUUAAGUGAAGACCUACUACAGGUGGAGAAACGUCUGGAGCUGGUCAAGCAGGUUUCUCACAGCACACACAAGAAGCUGACCGCCUGUCUGCAGGGCCAGCAGGGCGUGGACGUGGACAAGAAGUCUGUCAGGUCACCCUCGAAGAAGCUUCCACUAACAACAUUAGCACAAUGUAUGGUGGAGGGGGCGGCUGUGCUCGGCGACGAGUCUCUACUCGGGAAGAUGCUGAAGCUCUGCGGCGAGACGCAGGACAAACUCGCUCACGAGCUCAUCCUGUUCGAGCUCACCAUCGAGAGGGACGUCGUCGAGCCGCUAUACGACCUCGCAGAGGUGGAAAUCCCAAAUAUCCAGAAACAAAGGAAACAUUUAGCGAAGCUGGUUUUGGACAUGGACUCGGCGCGCACACGGUAUUAUCAGUCCAGCAAGUCUUCGGGACUGUCCAGCAACCUGCAGCCAACAGGAGCCAAGGCCGACCACCUCAGGGAAGAGAUGGAGGAGGCAGCCAACCGCAUGGAGAUCUGUCGAGAUCAGUUAUCAGCAGACAUGUACAGUUUUGUGGCCAAAGAAAUUGACUAUGCAAGCUACUUCCAGACACUGAUAGAAGUCCAGGCGGAGUACCACAGGAAGUCAUUAGAGCUGCUUCAGAGUGUGCUGCCUCAGAUCAAAGCUCAUCAGGAGACCUGGGUGGAGAAGCCGUGCUACGGGAAACCAUUAGAGGAGCACUUAGCGCUCAGCGGGAGAGAUAUUGCCUUCCCCAUCGAGGCCUGUGUCACCAUGCUGCUGGAGUGCGGCAUGCAGGAGGAGGGUUUAUUCAGAGUCGCUCCGUCGGCCUCCAAACUGAAGAAGCUGAAAGCGUCUUUGGACUGCGGCGUGUUGGACGUUCAGGAGUACUCUGCAGACCCUCACGCCAUCGCAGGUGCUUUGAAGUCGUACCUGCGGGAGCUCCCUGAGCCUCUAAUGACAUACGAGCUGUACAACGACUGGAUCCAGGCCUCCAACAUUCAAGAUCAAGACAAGAGACUUCAGGCUCUCCUCAACGCCUGCGAGAAGCUCCCGCCCGCCAACAACAACAACUUUAAGUAUUUGAUCAAAUUCCUCUCCAAACUGACUGAAUAUCAGGACGUGAAUAAGAUGACACCUGGAAACAUCGCGAUUGUGCUCGGACCGAACCUGCUGUGGAUGCACAACGAAGGGAACAUCACAGAGAUGAUGACCACGGUUUCUCUGCAGAUCGUCGGCAUCAUCGAGCCCAUCAUCCAGCACGCCGACUGGUUCUUCCCCGGAGAGAUCGAGUUCAACGUCACGGGGAACUACGGCAGCCCCGUCCACACCAACCACAACGCCAACUACAGCUCGAUGCCGUCCCCGGACAUGGAUCAGAUGGACCGGAAGCAGAACGACCAGAGCCGACGGCCGCUCAGCGUCGCCACGGACAACAUGAUGCUGGAGUUCUACAAGAAAGACGGCUCCAUUAGGAAGAUACAAAGCAUGGGUGUCAGGGUGAUGGACACUACUUGGGUGUCACGCAGGGGCUCGUCUUCUUCUCGUAAAAUGUCGUCCACGCCACCGAGCGUGCAUCCCCCCACCCCGCCCACUGACGCUCUCAUCCCCGAGCAGCCUGGGGAUUUCUCUGCCUCCCCCUCCCCCCCUCCCCCCACUAACAGCGACCGAGCCAGCUCGGAUGAUGCAUCCUCCAAUUGGUCGGACUCCUGUUACGCCUACCCCUCCCCCGGAGAGAGGCCGCCUCCCCCUUACCCCUCUUCCUCAUCUUCCUCCUCCUCCUCCUCUUGCUCCUCCUUCUCGCUCCCUCACCACCACUUCUACACCCGUGCACCUCCGGGUAUGCGUCCCGUAGCCCCCACGCCCGAAUCCGUGCCCCCCGGCACGUCCCCUCCUUCCCGCCGCUGCGGCUACAGCCCACCCCCGCUCCCCCACUCCCUCUGCCCGUCCCCCCAGCAGCUUGACGUCAACUCCAACCCCAAACCCAACUCCCUGCACCUGCCCAAACAGGCCUCCAUGUCCGACGCUUCGCAUGCGACCCCGUCCGAAACGAAUGGCUCCACCCUUUACAUCAAACCCCCGCUCGUUCUUACUCGUCACGACCUGCUCCUGGGCUCCCCCAAACCCCCCAACACCCCCCUAUCUGCUCCCCCUCCAUGGGCAGCCUGUGCCUGUAGCCGGGAGAGAGGAGCCAAGCUGACUAGUACACUGAAGAACAAGGAGCUAUCCCCAGUUAUUGGACAGAAGGGACUCCAGGGGACAAUGACAUCUAGUGGACAGUCUGAUCACAGCCCUCACACCCUGAGGAGAGCCAAAAAGCUGGCCCCGAUCCCUCCCAAAGUCCCGUACUGCCAGUCAGGAGCCAUGUCCGACCAGUCCACAGGUCAGCCGUCUCCCGUCAGCCUGUCCCCCACUCCUCCCAGCACCCCGUCCCCGUACAGCUUCAGCUACCCGCAGGGCUACGCCACCAUCGGCUCCCCGGGUCAGAUCCAGAUGGCUACCACCCCGUCCCUCUCCUCUCCGCCCUCGCUGGCCGGGACUCUCACCAAGGCCAGGCCGACCCCAAAGCCGCCGCGGCAGAGGCCCAGUUUACCUCCUCCUCAGCCCCCCAGCACACCUGGUACCAGUCCUCAGCCUCUGGAGCACUCCACGGGUCUCCUGGACGGUUUGUCUCCGGGGGAGAGCAUGUCCACAGAUUCUCUCUGCAACUUGGACAUCCCCGUUAUCAACGUGGACCUGGACGGUAUUUUUGACUUGCCCCACAUCUCCCCCUAGAACUCAGUGGCGCUGUUCGAGUCGACCAACAACAGAGCGGAGUCGGAGGAAGAGUCUGAGAGCACAGUGCUAUGACGCCACUGAGUCCCCCCCCCCCCCCUC